Molecule: messenger RNA, 2122 nt
Organism: Limulus polyphemus (Atlantic horseshoe crab)
Lineage: Eukaryota; Metazoa; Arthropoda; Merostomata; Xiphosura; Limulidae
Product: zinc finger protein SNAI2-like
Exons: 2
Coding region: 105-1022 (305 amino acids)
Biological process (GO): regulation of DNA-templated transcription
Molecular function (GO): RNA polymerase II cis-regulatory region sequence-specific DNA binding; DNA-binding transcription factor activity, RNA polymerase II-specific
Source: RefSeq, a predicted model, not a curated record
UUUGCCGAGGUUUUAAAGAGUCACAGCCCUUAGCUCAUCAGACCAAUCUUCUCUUUCAAGUUAAAACGUUCACAUCUCGUUCUUGACCACCAAUCAAACUAGACAUGCCUAGAGCUUUUUUGAUUCGCCGUCAUAGUCCCUCACUGGAUCCAGAUGACAUUAAUGGACCACGGGACAACAGCCCCGAAAGAUGCGUGUCUACCGCAGAAGCAGACUCCAGCACGAGUAUCGCCGAGAUGUCUGUCCCGCUGAAACCUGCUAGCCCUAAGUCUCCUGCCUACCUCUCCCGCCUCCUCGACUACUCCAUCCCUCUUCCUUUAAUGCCUUACUUUAGGGAAGAGCAAAAGGAACCAUUAAGUUUAACUGUGGAUCAUAUUCCUUCUACAUACAAAGCUGAUCACGUUGAUGUUGAGACAACAAGGCCUCUUGAGGAUGUAAUUUUUCAAGAGCAUCUGGUGGUUUCAGAAAUGAAACUGGCUAUUAGCCAUUCCUGUUCCGAUUGUGGUAAGGUGUACAGCACCAGUAGCAAUCUAGCUCGCCACAGGCAGACCCAUCGUAAUGUUGCAGACAAGAAAGCUCGUAAAUGUCCUCAUUGUCAGAAAGUGUAUGUGUCCAUGCCAGCGUACAGCAUGCACGUGCGCACCCACAGUCAGGGUUGUCAGUGUGUGUACUGUGGCAAGUGCUUUAGUCGACCCUGGCUUCUCCAGGGGCACAUUCGUACCCAUACAGGUGAAAAGCCAUUCUUAUGCCCAAUCUGUAACAAGGCAUUUGCUGAUAAAUCCAACCUGAGAGCCCAUAUCCAAACCCAUUCCUCCACUAAACCCUAUAUCUGCCAACGAUGUGGUAAGGCUUUCGCUCUCAAAAGUUACCUUUACAAGCACGAAGAGUCCUCGUGCAUGCGCUUAAACCGACAGCAGAAAUUAAGUCGAGGAUCAAAUAGAUACUCUUCUCAAGAGGUUUUGUCAAAAGAACAGUCAUUUACUCCCAGUCCAGAGGCAUCUUCUCAACUUCUUCAUGAGUAAAUGUGAACCAUGAAAAUGUAUUGGUAUUUACGAAAUAAGUGAUGGAAUAAUAAUACCGAUCCUAAAGAAACAAUAUUUUUGUCAUUAACAAGUGUAAAGGGAUUGUUCACCUUGUGGAUAAGUGCAGAGUCCACAAAUUCCGUUUGAUUGUAAAAAACGAGAACUCAUUUUUACGUCGAGCAACGUAGUAAGAAAAGAGACACAUCUGCAUCACAUUUAAUCUUAAUGCGUUUAUCUUUUAUAACCACUAUUUUAUGAAACACAUAAAACUUAGCAUAGUCUUCAUUUACAAACAGAGAACAAAGAAUAUUAUAUAACACGUUUGUUUUGCAUAGAUCUUAACAUUUCAAAAUAGUUUUACCGACCAUCAAAGCAUGCUGAAGAUGGAGGAUAGUUUUCCUUCCCGUUAUUCCAAUCUUGACAUUAAUCACUCCAGGUGCAUCCAUUGAAAGUGAAAGCGUUUUGUUACAGGCAUACAGCUAUUAAAUUCCAUUUUAUAAGAUAGUACAACAAUGUUUUAUACAAAGAUAACCAGAAGACAUAUCGUCCUGGUUGUCAUCUAUCGUGGGAAAGUGGUUUUGGUGAGCACGAAAUCGUUUUUGUAUAUUUCAUAAACUUCAAUGAAUCCUUUCAAAUGAAAAUGUUCUAAGUAUUAAUGUGUCCGAUUAAACGGUCAUUUAUUGGUUCUAAUUUAAAAAGGAGUCAUCUACGUAAUUAAUAAUUUUCAAUCAAAUACAGCAAACAUAUGCACAAUUCAUCACAGAGUAAGUAAGUAAGGACCAACAUUUUUUUCAUUACUGAUUUUAUAGUAAUACAAUGUAUUUUAUUAAAAUAUUUCAAAGUUUUCUGUGCGAAUGUUUGUCGUGUUAUAAGCUUUGGGUGGACGAAACGUCCAAUAUUAAAAGUUUUUUAACUGGCGUCCGUUGCUCUAGAACUACAUUAACAUUUGGAGAUAUUUUGAUUAUUAGUUAGUUUCGUGGAUUUGGAGAGUAAUUUUCCACUAAUUCCAAUUUUGUACGAUGAUAUUUUUAUAAUAUAAUUGAUUGCCAUGCGUUUACUAAUUAUCUAAUUGUAACACUGAAUGGUAUCGUAUUAAUUUC